Dovyalis caffra is the source of this 1512-nucleotide messenger RNA. The record is from the annotation of a GenBank genome assembly. Lineage: Eukaryota; Viridiplantae; Streptophyta; Magnoliopsida; Malpighiales; Salicaceae.
AUGACUGAAGUACUCCAAUCAUCUCCUUCUCAUCACUUCCCUUCUCCUUCAAGCUCCACUUCUACACCAUGUGUUGUCAGCACCAAUGAUGUUGAUAUCCCACAUCAACACCACCAACAACAACAACACCCACAUAAUAGACCCCAUGACAUAUUAGACCAAGAAGAAGAGAUCAAAGAGAGGGAGAGGGAAGGGGAUCAGGUGUCAAUUGUCGAACUUUUGGUGGCUGCUUUCAGGAGGUCUAUUGUUGGGUGUAGUGUUACUGCUAGUACUGGGAGUAAAGAGCUUUGUAAAAUGGAGAUUGGGGUGCCGACUAAUGUUAGGCAUGUUGCUCAUGUUACUUUUGAUAGGUUUAAUGGGUUUCUUGGCUUGCCUGUUGAGUUUGAACCUGAGGUUCCCAGGAGAGCCCCUAGUGCCAGUGCAACUGUUUUUGGGGUUUCGACAGAGUCCAUGCAGCUUUCAUACGACUCUAGAGGGAAUAGUGUGCCUACAAUACUCUUGAUGAUGCAGAGACAGUUGUAUGCUCAAGGAGGUUUGCAGGCAGAAGGAAUUUUCAGAAUUACUGCAGGUAACAGCCAGGAGGAGUAUGUCAGGGACCAAUUAAACAGUGGAGUGAUCCCAGUGGGCAUUGAUGUGCACUGCUUGGCCGGCCUUAUAAAGGCAUGGUUUAGAGAACUUCCAACUGGUGUCCUGGACUCUCUUUCACCAGAGCAGGUAAUGCAGUGUCAGUCAGAAGAGGAGUGUGCUCAGCUUGCAAGUCUCCUUCCCCAAACAGAAGCUGCUUUACUUGAUUGGGCAAUAAAUCUAAUGGCUGAUGUUGCUCAAAUGGAACAUCUGAACAAGAUGAAUGCACGCAAUGUUGCUAUGGUGUUUGCACCAAACAUGACUCAGAUGUCUGAUCCUUUAACAGCUUUGAUGUAUGCUGUUCAAGUGAUGAAUUUUCUCAAGAAUCUUAUCAUUAGGACACUUAGAGAAAGAGAAGAAUCUGUGAUAGAAUCAACUUCUGUUUCCCGCCUUGAGCCUACCGAUGAAAAUGGGCACCAGAGUGCUUCCCAACCAUCUCGUGAGGAGGGUGAAGAUGAUGCUACUGAGGAAAAUGAAUGGGAGAAAGCAUUUGUUGCUGAAGAACCUUUUCUUGAGAGCUCUUCUCAACCCAGUCCAGAUGAUUCUACUAAUGUUGAUGGAUCUGCUAGUUUCUUAAGUUAUAUUGAGAACAUUCCUGGAGGAAAACGGACUUUGGUUGAUAAUUGUCCUUGUGAAGUUGUAUCUCAAGUGAGUGCCUUGAAAAAUGAACACCAUGAGGGUGGCCUUGCAUAUAAAACUGGAAGGGUCCAAGCAAGAAGUUGCAAGAGCAAAACUGGCCAAUCGAGUAAUUCAAAUCUCAAAAAACGGCCCAAAAAGGUGAAGGAGCAGCCAGUAGUUAGAGCAGCUGGAACAGAAGAGAAGGGCAAGGGAACUGGUAUCGUUGGUCGCAUAAAUCCAAGGACAGAACUGUUUGAAGCUUGGCGCUGA